AUAAAUAAAUAGAUAGAUUGGUUAGAUGAACCUAUAUCUCACCGCAAUUUUAUCUCAAAUUGUUUUUGAAUUGACAAAUUGUGGUGAGUUGUAGAUGCUGGCGGCCGGAAAUGGAGAAAUACACGACCAUUGAAAUCGUUCAGGAAAACCCAAAAUCCUCCGUCUUCACACUCUACCUUAACAGGCCACGCCAUAGUAACGCACUCUCACGCGAAUUCUUCACAGAAUUCCCAAAUGCUCUCUCGUCUCUGGACCACAACCCUAAUGUUGCCGUUAUCGUGUUAUCCGGGAAAGGCAAGCACUUCUGCUCAGGGAUUGAUCUAAAAACACUAGCCUCGAUUAGCGCAGAUUUCCAGAGUCCUUCAGAUCGUGGACGUUCCGGCGAAAAAUCCCGCAGAGAAAUAAAGUUUAUGCAAAAAGCCAUCACGGCGAUCGAGAAGUGCCGGAAGCCGGUGAUCGCCGCUGUUCAAGGUGUUUGUAUUGGUGGAGGAGUUGAUAUAAUCAGUGCCUGUGAUAUGAGGUUUUGCACGGAGGACGCGUUCUUUUCGGUGAAGGAGGUGGAUUUGGCAAUCACUGCAGAUCUCGGGUCGCUUCAGAGGUUACCAGCGAUUGUAGGGUAUGGUAAUGCGAUGGAGUUGGCUUUGACCGCUCGGAAAUUUUCCGGUUCAGAAGCGAAGGUGUUAGGACUUGUUUCCAAGGUUUUUGGUUCCAAACCGGAUAUGGAUGAAGGUGUUGGAGCAAUAGCAGAUGGAAUUGCUGCAAAAUCUCCACUUGCUGUGAUUGGGACCAAGGCAGUGUUGGUACGAAGUAGAGACAUGUCGUUGAGCCAAGGCUUGGAUUUUGUUGCUACUUGGAAUUCUUCUAUGCUUUUAUCCGAUGAUCUAAAGGAGGUAGCAGCAGCAAGCCUACAAAACAGGAAACCUUCAUUUUCCAAGCUCUGAAUUAAUCUCAUGAUAUAUUUUAGUUAUCACAGCUAAAAUUUUAUGUAUCCCUUAUUAAAUACUAACAGUAAUCCUGCUUCAAUAAAUAAAAGUGUGUGUUUAUAGUUCGUAGUUUGGCAGCAACCAGAUUUUUUAUAUUGUUAACUCUUUUUUGUUUUCUUUUUCUAAAUUUAACUACUGAAUUAUUUAGCAUUAUCAAUUGAUUUUCAG
Messenger RNA from Lactuca saligna, 1151 nucleotides. Lineage: Eukaryota; Viridiplantae; Streptophyta; Magnoliopsida; Asterales; Asteraceae. The record is from the annotation of a GenBank genome assembly.